AGUAGACUCAUGACGAAAUAACAAGACGUCAUCGUCAUGUGCGACCAUUUAUUAUGUUGGAAACAACGGCUGGCCAUAUUGGAGCCUGUUUCUGGGUCAUAUUAUAGCUCAAAGUAAGAGGCGUCCGUCUCGUAAAAAUACCUACAAACGUGCAGCGGCAGUAGUAGUUGCUGUUAUUAUUUUGGAAAUAAGAUUAAAAUAGUUGGGAGUCAUGUUGGCCCAAUUGGUGUACCAGGAAUUUCUCUCAAAAACAAAACCAUGGUUUAUAUGGUUAUACACAUCAUUGCGGUCGAAUUCGCAACAGGUUCGCGUCCGUCUUCUCCCCAAUCCUCGCUGUUUCUUCGACGAACCGGUGCACGUCAAGGUAGAUGGACUGUCUCCGCACCAGAAAGUGGAAUUGAGGUCCAAACUCAGGGACGAUAAAGGGAUCAUCUUCAAAGCUUCCGCUUUGUACUCCGCAGAUUCUACAGGACAGGUAGACCUGUGUCUCUCCCCCUCUCUGGGUGGAAGUUAUACAGGAGUUGAACCCAUGGGCUUGUUUUGGGCAAUGACGCCCGAGACUCCACACCGCAAACUAUUGAAAAAGAAUGUGUUGAGUUCAAUGAUGGUUGAUAUAGACGCGCUGCACGAGGACACAGGUGAGAUCUUGGCAACAGAGACUAUCGAGAGGCAGUUCAUGACGGAAGGGCUGAGGAGGAUACCGUUGGGCAUGAACAAUGGGAGAAUUCGGGGGACCCUCUUUCUACCACCAGGGCCAGGUCCAUUUCCUGGUGUCCUGGAUAUGUAUGUUCUGGGUGGAGGUGUAUCUGAGGUCCGGGCCAGUCUGCUGGCUAACAAAGGCUUUGUGGUUCUGGCGCUGGGCUACUCUGGCUUCCAGGACCUGCCCAAAACCUUACCCAAAUACUUUGACCUGGAAUACUUUGAAGAGGCCAUCACAUUCCUGAGGAGACAGCCACAGGUCCAGGGUCCAGAAAUAGGAAUCCUGUCCAUCUCUAAGAGUGGCGACCUGGCUCUAUCAAUGGCCUCUUUUCUCUCUGGCAUCUCAGCCACAGUCUGGAUCAACGGCUGCAAUGCUAAUGUCAUGACGCCACUGCACUACAAAGACCUCGUCAUCCCUCCCCUCUUGCCUAUCCUAGAGAACAUCACCCUCACACCGUCCGGCCUUCUCGAUGUCCGAGACACCGUACCAGAUCAGAUAACAGAAAGGACCCGCGGUUCCGUGAUCCCGAUAGAACGAUCCGGUUCUAGGUUCCUUUUUGUUGUCUCCGAGGACGACAGGAACUGGAACAGCUGUCUCUUUGCCCAGAAGGCCGCCGCCCAGCUGAGGCAUCAUGGGAAAGAUAACUUUGAGGUGGUGAGGUACCCCAGGGCGGGUCAUUUCCUGGAGGUGCCCUACAUGCCCCACAGCCCGUCUGGCUUCCACUCUGGGGUGGGUAAAGUGGUGGUGUUUGGGGGGGAAGCUAAAGCCCACCAUGAGGCUCAGCUGGACCUGUGGAGGAGGGUCCCGGAGUUCUUCAGGACACAUCUUAAGCACAACAGCAACACUGUCCAGAAAGCCAGGCUGUAACACUAAGAGAAUGGCUGCUUUCCUGGUUGACUACUUUGCAGACUCCUGCCAGAUCUCAAUGUGUGGAUAGGUGUUUAACAUAUCAGCCUACCACAUCAUAUGAUAUCUGAUGUCUUACAGUGCAGUCAAUGAAGUGGCACAUAACCAUUGCUUAAUGCAAUGCAAUGCCUGCAAUGUAGUCAGCCUGGAACGCAACUAAAUGAUCCAAUUGGAGACAAGUAUCAUGAAUAAGCCUGUGAGUGUGCUGCUGUACUUUAUUUAACUGGAUUCUGUUAACAAUAACUUUGAUAUAUUAUAUACAGUACCAAUCAUCUGUUUGUACACACCUACUACUCAUUCCAGGGUUUUUCUUUAUUUGUACUAUUUUCUACAUUGUCGAAUAAUAGUGAAGACGACAUCAAAACUAUGAAAUAACACAUAUGGAAUCAUGUAGUAACCAAAUCAAAAUAUAUUUGCCUUUGCCUUGAUGACAGCUUUGCAUGCUCUUUGCAUUCUCUCAGCCAGCUUCCUGAGGUAGUUACCUGGAAUGCAUUUCAAUUAACAGGUGUGCCUUGUUAAAAGUUCAUUUGUGGAAUUUCUUUCCUUAAUACCAAUCAGUUGUGUUGUGACAAGGUAGGGGUGGUAUAUAGAAGAUAGCCCUAUUUGGUAAAAUACCAAGUCUAUAUUAUGGCAAGAACAGCUCAAAUAAGCAAAGAGAAAUUACACUCCAUCAUUACUUUCAAGAACCAUCAAGUGCUAUGGUGAAACUGUCUCUCAUGAGGACUGCCACAGGAAAGGAAGCCUCUGCUGCAGAUGAUAAGGUCAUUAGAGUUAACUGCACCUCAGAAAUUGCAGCCCAAAUAAUAAUUGCAGCCCAAAUAAAUGCUUCACAGAGUUCAAGUAACAGACACAUUUCAAAAUCAACUUUUCAGAGUAGACUGUGUGAAUCAGGCCUUCAUUGUCGAAUUGCUGCAAAGAAACCACUACUAAAGGACAGAAGAAGAGCAAUGGACAUUAGACUGUUGAAAAUCUAUCCUUUGGUCUGAUGAGUCCAAAUUUGAGAUUUUUGGUUCCAACUGCUGGGUCUUUGUAAGACGCAGAGUAGGUGGACGGAUGAUCUCCGCAUGUGUAGUUCCCACCGUGAAGCAUGGAGGUGUGAUGGUGUGUGAGGGUGCUUUGCUGGUGACACUGAUUUAUUUAGAAUUCAAGGCAUACUUAACCAGCAUGGCUACCACAGCAUUCUGCAGCGAUACGCCAUCCUAUCUGGUUUGUGCUUAGUGGGACUAUAUUUGUUUUUCAACAGGACAAUGACCCAACACACCUCCAGGCUGGGUAGGGGCUAUUUGACCAAAAAGGAGAGUGAUGGAGUGCUGCAUCCGAUGACCUGGCCUCCACAAUCACCCGACCUCAACCCAAUGAGUCAGGCUGCAGAGUAAAGGAAAAGCAGCCAGCAAGUGCUCAGCGUAUGUGGGAACUCUUUCAAGACUGUUGGAAAAGCAUUCCAGGUGAUGCUGGUUGAGAGAAUGCCUAGAGUGUGCAAAGCUGUCAUCAAGGCUAAGGGUGGCUAUUUGAAGAAUCUCAAAUAUACCAUUUAUUUUGAUUUGUUUAACACUUUUUUUUGGGAUACUACAUGAUUCCGUAAGUGUUAUUUCAUAGUUUUGAUGUCUUCACUAUUAUUCUACAAUGUAGAAAAUAGUAAAAAUGAAGAAAAACCCUUGAAUGAUUAGGUGUUCUAAAACCUUUGACUGGCAGUGUAUAUCCAGUGGUGAUUUUAGCAUGUAACUCUUGGUGGGGCAAAAAAAAAAAGUGGGAUGCAUGCCAGCAAAGCCACAACACUAAACAAUACAUUAAUUGCACUGUAACGGUGACAAACGGUGGCCCCACAAACUGUUAGGGCCAACAGCAGUCCCAGCACCUUACCACUGCUACACCUGGCUAUCAGCAUAGCCAUGUCUGGCAGUGAAACAGUUCAUUCAGCCUCAUUUACUGCCUUAAAAAACAAACCAACAGCUGAUAUGGCUGACUUGCUUAAAUAAAUGUGGUUUCUACUGACAAUUGAGAUGUACAAACUAUGGCAUAAGGGGAUGCAGUUAAACUGAGUUUAACUGUAUUUGGCUAAGGUGUAAGUAAAAUACUUAUUUUCCACCAUAAAUUUGCAAAUAAAUUCAUUAAAAAUCCUACAA
Oncorhynchus nerka (sockeye salmon) is the source of this 3729-nucleotide messenger RNA. Its product is annotated as acyl-coenzyme A thioesterase 1-like. Gene Ontology annotation, biological process: fatty acid metabolic process; acyl-CoA metabolic process. Gene Ontology annotation, molecular function: fatty acyl-CoA hydrolase activity. NCBI's taxonomy places the organism in Eukaryota, Metazoa, Chordata, Actinopteri, Salmoniformes, Salmonidae. The coding region runs from base 212 to 1567 and encodes 451 amino acids. The transcript has 3 exons. The record is from RefSeq and is a predicted model, not a curated record.